Molecule: messenger RNA, 2305 nt
Organism: Hypomesus transpacificus
Lineage: Eukaryota; Metazoa; Chordata; Actinopteri; Osmeriformes; Osmeridae
Exons: 5
Coding region: 1546-2121 (191 amino acids)
Biological process (GO): cilium movement; cilium assembly
Cellular component (GO): extracellular exosome; motile cilium
Source: RefSeq, a predicted model, not a curated record
UAAAGGUGGGCGGCACAGCUCAGGUGGGAGCGUGGUUGGCAGGAGCACGUCCUACGUGGGUCAUUAUGAUGCUUCAUCAAGUCUAUUCCGUUCAUGGAAGUCCUGUGGUGCUGGCGUCUUCACCUCUGACCCAAACCACCGCUCUGGCUCUUUCACACUUCCUCUUCAGUUUGACCUUUUUUAGUUUCUUUGUCUCAGAUAUCAGUAAUGUCCAGAACUGGUCAAUUCAAGAGGAAUGGACUGUUUGAACAUCACUGCACUGUCCUUUUCCAUGUCCAAAAUGGUCCCUGCCUUCUUCAGGGAUGUUUUACUCAGCAGAAGUGGAAAGUCAACAAUUUGGCAUCUUGUCAGUCUUAUUUUAGCUGGUAGUUUAAAAUGUGUUUGUGUAAUAUAGUAAAUUCCCAUCUCAGAAUGUAAAUGAUCUGCAACUGGGAGUUUCUGUUUGCAUCAGCUGGUCCACUUGAUCUUGGGUGAGGUCAUCAAUGUAGCUUUCCAGCCAUUUCUCCCCGCACACAGCACGGGUACAAGCAGUGUCAAUAAUCACUGAUCCCAAUGAGUCAGUCAUAAAUAUCUCUGCAUUUGAGAUGGCAGCCUUUGUAAACAAUGUCAUGUUACAUUCCUCUACAUUUGCGUCUUCAGGUCCUCUUACUAGUUCAGUUUUCUUGUGGGGACAGUCUUUAGUAAUGGCUGCUGUGGUCGUCCAGUUUGGAAGGUUGUGCUCCGUUUACCUCUGUCUGCCUUGUGGUCUUUGUACUGUGAAAAACUCCACGUCCUGCUUCACUCGUAUUCCGUUCGACGAGCCUGUCGUUCCCCCCCAAAAACCCUUUUUAGAGCCGACUUCAUAGAGGAGAACGUCAACUCGGUGCUGGCCGUCCAUGCUAGCUGUCUGCUUCUAUCGUCCAGCCAGGCUGUGUCUAACAGCUUAAAAGCCAGUACAGUAUCAGGAAGCGUCAUACUAUACUUUUUCAUCCGGGUGUAUCGCUGUUCGAAGUCAAUGAUGUAGUCCUCCAUGGAAACUGAACUAUCAAAACCUAAAUAGGCUUCAGGCGAUCUUUUUCCUCUUUAAGGAACACGCCGUCCAGCUUUGUCAUCAACGUUGCCAUGCCGUUAUCAUGGUCCAAAUCUUCCGCAGGUAUUUUGGUCAGCAGGUGAUAUGUCUCCCGUGGGACAUACCUGCCUCUGAUCACCUGACCCAGGGCUUGCUGGUGCCGCUGCCCAAGGUGCUGACUGGAGUGCUGCCUGUGGUGCCUACUGGGACGCUGUCCAUGGUGCUGCACUCCUGGGCUGCCACAAGGUGGAAACAAACAAACACAAAGCUCUAUACAGGGUACAGGCAGAAAGACAAAAAGAAACUAUGGACAUUUUCCUACCAAGUACAAACAAAUUCAACACAAACCCAGUCCUCAUACAAACAGCUGUUUCCACAUCAUGGAUCAGUUUCCUCUCCUGGGGCUGAAGAAAGGAGCAGCUUUUAUGGGAGGCAGGUCGUGCUGAUGGUUGGGAUAGUGGAGACUGGCAGUUUAUUGGAACAGGGAGAGGACCGGAAUGGACCAAUCAGACGGGGAAUUGGGAUCUGAGAGAUUGAGUGAGAGGAAGGGAGUGAACAAACAAAACACAGACAUAAUCCAGACCAGAACUGGAGACAUGAUGUCUGGUGAUGGAACAGUGUACGGACCCAGACGUGUGGCUCUGGACGGUCACCUGCACUACCAGACUGGGGAGCACAGGAAGGCUCAGGAGGGCUAUGAGAGGACCCUGGACUUAGUGGUGGACGCCUCAGACACACAUCCCAUCUACCUGCACCUGGGCUCCAUCUACCUGGAGGAGGCCAGGGGGAGAUGGGCAGGGUCACACACACACAGGAACCAGUCACAUGGUUUAGGAACUUCACUAGGAGGUCGUUUGGGAACAAUCAUAGUUUUGCUCAAUGGAGGACUCCCCAAGGUCUGGACCUGGACAGGAAACACCAUCACACAACAAGCCACAUUCUGUCCAUCCUUAAAGAAAGUCUUCUCUUUCUUCUGGGAAGUGAGAGCAAAGAAACACAGAUUCAUUGAGAUUGUCACAUGUCGUCCUUUCUCAUCGCUGACUCAGCUCAGAGGUCACUUCCCGCCUGGGUAGUCAACACCUCACAAAUGGCCUCCAGCGCGCGCCUCUGAUCCUGGCUGCAGGAGGGCUUCAACCUGCUCUGUGAUCUCCUACUACCCUCAACCCCAUGCCUGGGGCCCGGCGUCAUCCCUCGGGACCAGUCCAGGGAGGGACAGUCACUGCUGUCACUGCUGCUGUCACUGCUGCUGUCACUGCU